Messenger RNA from Acytostelium subglobosum LB1, 426 nucleotides. RefSeq lists its product as hypothetical. The transcript has a single exon. The record is from RefSeq and is a predicted model, not a curated record. The annotation marks the transcript as partial. NCBI's taxonomy places the organism in Eukaryota, Evosea, Eumycetozoa, Acytosteliales, Acytosteliaceae.
UUCAAUCUCGCCCAUUAUGCUCUAUUAAUAGAUGUUGCAGGGGAAUCUUCAAGUGGAACUCCAAGGGGCCUUAUGCUCCACAUGACAGCAGAUGAAAGAAAGGAGGUCAUACCCCUCCAUGGUCAUCUAUCCUCCCAUAUGGAUAAGAUGAUUGACCAUUUCCUAUUGGGGAAGAUCAAGAAUAUCUAUCAUCAUAGUCCAAACAAAUGGGCUUUUGAACUUGGCAAAGCUGUCAAUGAAAACUGGUUCUCAGAGUUUGUACGAGGAAAUGGUCCGAUCUGGAGCUAUAGGUCCAACUGUCAACAGUUCUCUCGCUUCCUUGUUUCAAAAUUAGAGUUUAUUUGGCCACAUGUCAAAGUUGCCGGUGAUGGUAACUACCUCGAACCAAUAAUUGUUGAUUUUAAUAUUAUCUUUUCCACCUCCUCA